Molecule: messenger RNA, 1704 nt
Organism: Aspergillus candidus
Lineage: Eukaryota; Fungi; Ascomycota; Eurotiomycetes; Eurotiales; Aspergillaceae
Product: putative succinate:fumarate antiporter (Acr1)
Exons: 3
Coding region: 417-1379 (320 amino acids)
Biological process (GO): fumarate transport; succinate transport; transmembrane transport
Source: RefSeq, a predicted model, not a curated record
CCAUAAUGGAGUCGGGAGUCCACAAUGGAGACAGCAAAAUGAUGUAGUGGAUAUUUCCGCCGGCGCCCCGUCCUCCGAUGGUUUUUUUUUUACCUAUUUCCCAUUCCCUUUCGCAAGUACCUCGGUGGACAGCCGAGGUGAAUUCCCUCUCUGCAUUUCCAUACUUCCGUGUCUCCCCGUUUUUGGACCAUUCCCUAAGAUCCGAUAUCGUCGUCUUUUUGGUCAAGUGAUUCAUUGUCGAUCCGUGGAUUAAUUGUCCAAUUGACUCGUUUUUCCUUUAAUUUUCCUCUCUUCGCUUCUUUUUGUUCUUUACUUCUUUUCCUCUUCUCUUCACUCUUCGACUUCUUCUCCUCUACCUCUUCCUCUAUCUUCCUCUACAUCCUUCCCCCCUCUCCCCUCUAUCUCCACUCAACAUCAUGUCCGCAAAAGGAGGCAAUGGCAAGAAGCCCGCUUCUCCCGCCGUCAACCUCAUCGCCGGUGGUGGUGCCGGUAUGAUGGAGGCUCUCGUCUGCCACCCCCUCGACACCAUCAAGGUCCGCAUGCAACUGUCGCGCCGCGCCGCCGCUGGGAAGCCCCGCGGCUUCGUCACCACCGGUGUCGACAUCGUCAAGAAGGAGACCGCUCUCGGUCUGUACAAGGGUCUGGGAGCCGUCCUGGGUGGUAUCAUCCCGAAGAUGGCUAUCCGGUUCACCUCGUAUGAGUACUACAAGCAGCUCUUGGCCAACAAGGAGACUGGAGCUGUGAGCAGCAAGGGUACUUUCCUUGCCGGUCUCGCCGCUGGUGUCACCGAGGCCGUCGCCAUCGUCAACCCCAUGGAAGUGGUCAAGAUCCGUCUGCAAGCGCAGCACCACAGUCUGGCGGAUCCCCUCGACGCCCCCAAGUACCGCAGCGCGCCGCACGCGCUCUUCACCAUCAUCCGCGAGGAGGGCUUCAGCGUCCUCUACCGCGGUGUCUCCCUGACGGCCCUCCGCCAGGGUACCAACCAGGCGGCCAACUUCACGGCCUACACGGAGCUCAAGGCCGCCCUGCAGAGCUACCAGCCCGAGUACGCCAACACCCAGCUGCCCUCGUACCAGACGACCCUCAUCGGUCUGAUCUCCGGUGCCGUCGGCCCCUUCUCCAACGCCCCCAUCGACACCAUCAAGACCCGUCUGCAGAAGACCCGCGCCGAGCCCGGCCAGUCCGCCGUCUCCCGCAUCGUCGUCAUCGCCCGCGACAUGUUCAAGACCGAGGGUACCCGCGCCUUCUACAAGGGUAUCACCCCGCGUGUGAUGCGUGUCGCUCCCGGUCAGGCCGUCACCUUCACCGUGUACGAGUACCUCAAGGGUAAGCUGGAAGCUUCCAACUGGAAGUUUGUCGGCGGCUCUUUCGAGGAAUAAACGCCAUCCCACUGGGUUAGUGUUCUCGGAGGGGUAAGAAGUUAAGAAGUUGAGAAGUGAGAAGUCGAGAAGUCGAGCAUGUGAUACCGAUCUGAUACCAUGGAGCAUGGUGGCGUUGCCCGUGUCGUGAUGUCCCUUGCAUCAUUUUGUAUAUUCCUCUAUUGUUUCCUUGUCUUUGUGUCUGUCAAGGUGUUAUUCCGCCAUUUAGCGGCUGGUUGUAUAUAUUUAUCUUUUCCUUUUUUUUUUUUUACUUCUUCCCGCCCUAUAUAUUCCAUGGGCGAUGGUCAUUGGCAUUGGAUAGAGACAAAAAAACAGCACUAUAUCG